Messenger RNA from Daktulosphaira vitifoliae (grape phylloxera), 1988 nucleotides. Its product is annotated as major facilitator superfamily domain-containing protein 6-like. The record is from RefSeq and is a predicted model, not a curated record. The coding region runs from base 204 to 1826 and encodes 540 amino acids. Gene Ontology annotation, molecular function: transmembrane transporter activity. Gene Ontology annotation, cellular component: membrane. The transcript is spliced from 9 exons. NCBI's taxonomy places the organism in Eukaryota, Metazoa, Arthropoda, Insecta, Hemiptera, Phylloxeridae.
UAACUACUGAACACUAUCGACACCAAAUUUUUUUACUCAAGUGUUAAAAAAUAAAUAUUGAAAAUAUUUUGUAAAAAGAUUUGAAGUUAGAGAAGUUUUAGCUAUCUUAAAGCAAAAUAAUCUUUCGAUGAUAAAUUAUAUAAGUGUAAAACACAUUAAUUAAUAUAAUAAUUUUUUAAACUGAUCAUAUACUUCAAAUAAAAAUGUUCUCUUUAUCAAGUAUUAAUAAAAAUACGCUUGCAAUUAAACUGAAUUAUCUACUUUUUCAUGCCGGUACAGCUCCUAUAAUGGGUUUCUGUCCGACAAUAGCUAAGCAAUUGGGCUAUUCUCCACUAGUGGUUGGGUAUAUGUUAACUUAUUUACCAAUUUUAAGUAUGAUAACGAAGUCUUCUUUAGGAUUUAUUACUGACAAAUUUCCUGUAAAAAAAAUGUUUAAUUUACUUUCAAUAUUUUUUUGUGGACUUUCUAUAUUUGCACUGAUGUAUGUACCAAAGUUACCAUUAGAAACAUUAGCAAAGUUUAAUUGUAAUACACAAAAUACCACUAUAAGGAUUCAUUUAGACAAUAAUCAACUUAAUGUUUCAAAUACUGAAUAUUAUGAAGAGAAUAUGUGCAAUUUUAAUUGUGAUUCCAAUGAUUCUUUCAAUAAUGUGGUACAGAAAUCGUGGAAUUUAGAAUGUUGUUUUUUAAUCAAUAAUUUUAAUGCAUCUUUGAAAAAAAUGGAAAAGAUUGAAAAUGUUUACAAUUACUUUAUUACUUACGUUCAAAUCAAUGAAACAAAAGUUAUCAACCCUACCUGUGUAUAUUUGGUAGAAACUCAAUGUAAAAUUAGUUGUUAUGACUCGAUUACUAUGAAAAUUGUGACCCAAGCCACAUAUACAGGAAAUCUGAUUGAGUUAAACUCGUUUUGGAUAUUUAUUAUAGUAUUGAGUAUAAUUUGGGCAUCUAUGGCGGUAAUUUGGUCAACUCAAGAUUCUAUUUGCAUUGACAUUUUAGGAGAAAAUACUAAAGAUUUUGGAAAGCAGCGAGCUUGGGGUUCGUUAGGUUGGGGCCUGGCAUCUAUAAUUGGAGGGUUACUCGUGGACCACUUUAGUGGGAAUAAAGAAGAAAAAAAUUAUGCAUCCAUUUAUUAUUGGGGAGUGAUAUUAAUUUUUUUCAAUUUUUUAGUAGCUUAUAACUUGAAAGUUGUAGAGAUUAAAAAAUCAGGACAAACGUUUAAACAUAUUUUAAAAACAUGUAAGAAAGUUUAUGUACUAACAUUUUUUUUUUGGGUUACAUGUUUAGGCAUAUUUAGUGCAAUUCUUUGGAAUUUUUUAUUUUGGUAUCUUGAAGAUAUAGUCAAAGUGAAUGAUACCAAUCAAAUUUGGAUUAAAACUAUUCAAGGAAUGGCGAUGGGAAUCCAAUGUUUAGGUGGAGAAGUUCCAUUUAUUUUUUUGUCAGGUGGAUUGAUAAAACGCUUAGGACACAGAAAUUGUAUGUCUUUGGUGUUGUUUACAUUUGCAAUUCGAUUUUUUUUGUAUUCAAUUCUAACCAAUCCAAUUUGGGUUUUACCAAUCGAGAUUUUAAAUGGUAUUACAUUUGGGCUCGCAUAUCCAAUUAUAAUAUCGUAUGUUAAUCAAAUUGCUCUUCCAAAUACAAUGAAUACACUUAUUGGAUUUUCACAAGGACUUUUUGACGGAAUUGGUGCAUCUUUGGGAGGUUUACUUGGAGGAUAUCUUUACGAAAUUUAUGGUGGUUCAAACACAUUCCGGUUAUUUUCAUAUGGAUCUCUAUCUUUGGGCAUUUUACAUGUUCUAUAUACUACAAUUGGUAAGCCCGAAGUUUAAAUAAGAGAUCUAUGAAAUUGAAUAUUAAUUUAAAUAAAUGCUUUAUUGAAGAUUUCGUUAGCUUUUAAAAAAACAGUUACAGUUAAGGUGUAUCAUCAUUUUAUUUUUAACCUUGUUUACUAAAUAAUAUUUUUAAAGGACAAUAAAUUCCAAACAAUAUUA